UCUGCUGUUUUUACUUUCAGAAGUAGAUACCUAAAUACCAUAAUCAUAACGGAAUAUUCCCUGACAGAAUAGUUCCACUAAGCAAUAUGUUAGUAUGUUAUACUUCACAAUAUAGGAAGCAAUCUGAACAGAAUCGGCACCUAAUUGGCUUAGUGUACAUUGCCCUACACACUGUCUCCUCGAUGGCUCACGCGGCACUGAAAAUAACUCGAGUCGAUGGAGCCGCACGGUUCGGCGCGGACUCGGCACAGUGCAGCGCCCGCCGCCGACGCCGACAGACCGCGAUGCGCGCCGUGCUGCUCGCCGCGCUGCUGGCGGCCGCCGGGCCCGCGCGCGCCGCCCGCGUGCUCGGCCUCUUCCCGCACACCGGCAAGAGCCACCAGAUGGUCUUCGAGCCGCUGCUCCGGAGACUGGCCGAGAGGGGGCACCACGUCACCGUCGCUUCCUUCUUCCCGCUGGCCGACCCGCCGGAAAAUUACACUGAUGUCAGUCUCCAGGGCAUCGCCCCUCUGGGCCUGGAGACGAUCGAUCUCGCGUUAUUCGAAAACCAAAAUUGGCUGCUGACCACGCUCGGUGUGCAGAAAAUUGUGAAUCAGAUCAACGAAUUCCAGCCGCUGGCCGGGAUGGCGCUGGACGUGUGCUCGAAGCUGGUGAGCUGGUCUCCGCUCGAGGAGGCGUUGAGGAAGGAGUACGACGUGGUGCUCGUGGAGAAUUUCAACAGCGACUGCAUGUUGGGCCUGAUGCACAUUUACGGCCUGCAGGCGCCCACUGUCGCGCUGCUGUCGAGCGGCCUCAUGCAGUGGUCGGCGCAGCGCGUCGGCGUCAAUGACAACCCGGCGUACGUCCCUAUUGUGAGCUCGUCGUUCACUUCUCGCAUGACUUUCUUGGAGAGAUUGGAAAAUACGGUUCUGAACGUGUAUUACAAGUUGUGGUACAGACACUUCAUACAAGUGAAGGAGCAGGAGCUGAUAGAGAAGCACUUCGGCAGGAAGAUUCCGGACUUGGAGAGUCUGAGCAAGAACAUAAGCCUGAUGUUGGUGAACGUGUUCCACAGCCUGAACGGUGUGAAGCCGCUGCUGCCGGGCGUCGUGGAGGUGGGGGGAAUGCAUUUGGACCAUUCGGAGAAACCCAUACCUGAGUACAUGGAACGAUUCCUGAACGAGUCUGAGCACGGCGUGGUGCUGUUCAGCUUCGGUUCGCUGAUCAAGACGGCCACCCUCCCGCCGCACAAGGAGCGGCUGAUCGUGCGCGCGCUGGCCCGGCUGCGGCAGCGCGUCAUCUGGAAGUACGAGGACAGCGGGGAGCUCGGCACGCGCCAGGGGAACAUCCUGAAGGUGCGGUGGAUCCCGCAGUACCAGCUGCUACGACACAAAAAGGUGGUAGCGUUCGUUGGUCACGGUGGCCUGCUGGGCAUGACGGAGGCGGUCGCGGCCGGCAAGCCCAUGGUGGUGGUGCCGUUCUUCGGCGACCAGCCGCAGAACGCCGCCGCCGCCGCCGCCGCCGGCAUGGCGACCACGGUGUCCUACGCCGACCUCACUGAGGAGUCGUUCACGGAAGCGCUUCACACUGUACUUAGUGCCGAAGUCCGCCUGAACGCCCGCCGGCUGUCCAGCAUGUGGCACGACCGCGCCGCGCCGCCGCUGGACACGGCCGUGUUCCGCACGGAGCGCGCCGCGCGCUGGGGGCCGCGCGACCCGCUGCACGCCGCGGCCCGGGACCUCGGCUACAUUCAGAUCGCGCUGUUGGACGUCGCCGCUGCAGUGUUGUUGGCUGUUUGUGUACUUGUUUUGUUAGUUAUUCUAAUUGUAUCCAUAAUUUUAAGGAUUCUGAAACGUUUGUUUAGCAGUAAGCGUAAGGAGAAACUUCACUGAAGUAUGGUGUAGGGCUUCAGCCUGCGGCUACGCACGCAAAGUGCAGCCUGUGUUGUUCUGUUUUAAGUGGGUAGUUUCGUCCGAAUCUAUUGAGUAAUUUUUGCGUGAAAUGCAUGAAUUUAAAAGAAUGGGCGUAGUCUAAACCUAUUUUGAUUUAAUUAAAAUCCACCAGACUCAGGUAUUUUUGCGCUGUUCUUGUGAGGAUUAAAGUUAUGAUUAAAAUUGUAACUAUUUUAGUGCUGUGCUGAUAGAUAUGUAAAUUUGAUAAUGCCAAAACCUGUCUCAAUUUGUAAAUAUAUGAGGACAAAAGACAAUAAUUUGUUUAAAGCUUUAUUUAGACGCCAUUAUAAUAAAGUGCAACGAUUUGUUAAAUA
Amyelois transitella is the source of this 2245-nucleotide messenger RNA. It is a transcript of the gene UGT46A2, whose product is annotated as UDP-glucosyltransferase 2. The coding region runs from base 87 to 1871 and encodes 594 amino acids. The record is from RefSeq and is a predicted model, not a curated record. Lineage: Eukaryota; Metazoa; Arthropoda; Insecta; Lepidoptera; Pyralidae. Gene Ontology annotation, molecular function: UDP-glycosyltransferase activity. The transcript is spliced from 4 exons.